Polypterus senegalus (gray bichir) is the source of this 507-nucleotide messenger RNA. Its product is annotated as histone H2A. Bases 73 to 459 code for a protein of 128 amino acids. The record is from RefSeq and is a predicted model, not a curated record. Gene Ontology annotation, molecular function: DNA binding; protein heterodimerization activity; structural constituent of chromatin. NCBI's taxonomy places the organism in Eukaryota, Metazoa, Chordata, Cladistia, Polypteriformes, Polypteridae. The transcript has a single exon. Gene Ontology annotation, cellular component: nucleosome.
UUUAUAAAAGCGCAACGCCGGUGUCUUCGGUUAUUCUACUCAACUGCAAUUCAUUCUUGUGUUCAUCUGAAGAUGUCUGGAAGAGGAAAGACUGGCGGUAAGGCACGUGCUAAGGCUAAGACUCGCUCUUCUCGAGCUGGCCUGCAGUUCCCUGUCGGCCGUGUUCACAGGCUCCUGAGAAAAGGCAACUAUGCUGAGCGGGUGGGCGCUGGUGCUCCCGUCUACUUGGCUGCUGUGCUUGAGUAUCUGACUGCUGAAAUUCUCGAGUUGGCUGGGAAUGCUGCCCGCGACAACAAGAAAACCAGAAUCAUCCCACGCCAUCUUCAGCUGGCUGUGCGUAACGACGAGGAGCUCAAUAAGUUGUUAGGUGGCGUGACCAUCGCUCAGGGUGGUGUUCUCCCAAACAUUCAGGCCGUGCUUCUGCCUAAGAAGACAGAGAAAGCCGUUAAGAGCAAGUAAGCAAAAGUGAUCCGUUCAUCAACCCCAACGGCUCUUUUCAGAGCCACU